AAAAAAAAACUUUAUCGAUCUCCUGUGGAACAGUUGUUCUACCCAAAAGCUUUCUCGAUCUCCCUCGUCUCCUCUGGCUUCGUAAGUUUGUCUCAUAUCCUGUCUUUCGAUCCGAAGAAUCAUCUUUGCUUCUGGGUUGGUUAAGUUGCAAACGGAUUAGCCCUAAUUGAUUUGGUAUGGAUUCGUCUAGAGAAGAUUUGAUCAGCAAUUUGCCAGAUGAGAUUCUCGGCAGAAUCCUGUCUUUAGUUCCGACAAAAGUGGCUGCUUCCACAUCUGCUCUGUCCAAGAGGUGGAGGAAUCUGUUGUGUCUUAUCGACAGCCUUUGCUUUGAUGAGUCGGCGGUUGUUUAUCCCAACGAAGAAGAAACAACAAGUGGUUCACAUCGAUUCUUAGAUUUCGUCGAAAACACUUUUGCUCUGCUAAGCAAAUCUCCCAUCAUCAAGAAACUCUCUCUGAGUCGUGUACAUGUAUAUGGUCAUGGGCCUCAUGGCCACAGCGUUGACACAUAUUAUUUAUACGCUCGUGUCUGCAGUUGUUUCACGCGUUGGAUUACGACUGCAUUGGGACGUGGUUUAUUGGAGCUACACUUGCACGCCGCACGCUUUGCUGGUCUUGAAAUAGAAACAGAGUUGUUAACGAGCAACACACUUGUUAAGCUCACAAUAUCUUGUGAAUUCUUCAUUGAAGUUAAGCGUGUGUUUCUCCCAGCGCUCAAGUCACUGUCUCUCUUGUCAGUUUCAGGGCUCGAUCAUCCCAACUAUUGUCGGCUUAUCGAUGGCUGCUCUCUGCUGGAAGACCUAUAUAUACGUGAUGGUGAUUAUCCUGUGCCGCCAGGUUGCGGUCUGCAUGUGCAAAGUGCAUCCAUCAAGCGACUUGUGGUUUAUACCGGUAUUACCGUUCCCAGCCACAGAGAUAGAUCCGGCUUUUACGGAGUGGUUUGUUUUGAUGCACCAAGUCUUGUCUACCUUGACUAUUCUAGUUAUGUCGCUGAAAAUUAUGAGUUUAUUGAUUUGGACAUGCUUGUUGAAGUUAGACUGAGUCUGAAGUUAUGGGAUUCCAUUACUGAUUAUGAUGAGGCGCCUAUAUUUGGUGAUGUUACAAAUCUAGUUCUUGGUAUAAGAAACAUUACAACCCUUCACCUCUCUCCAGAGUCCCUUGAGACGUUUCAUUUCUGCUGUAAAUCCAUGCCUGUGUUCAGUAACCUCCUUAAGUUAUCUAUCGAGAGUGACAAGGAGAAAGGUUGGCAAGCAAUGCCACUUUUGCUCAAGAGUUGUCCAAAUCUAGAAACCUUAGUCAUCAAGGGUCUUGUGCACAGGGUAACAAAUAGAUGCGGAGAUGCAUGCCCUUGCAUCUUCAAGAAGCAGAAGAAUAAGAGAGCGAAUAAAAAGAGGAAAAUUGUGAAAGAGGAGGAGAUAGUAUGCUGUUUAGAGACAUGUCAUGUGAAGGUGCUAGAGAUAUCAGAGUAUGGAGGUUCUUUUCAAGAGCUGAAACAGAUGAGACAUUUCUUAGGCAAGUUGGAAUGUCUUGAAACUGUGAAAGUUGCUUUUAACUCAGACAACAACAACAACCGGGAGUUCUUGUGGGCUAACCUGCUUGCUCUCCCCCGAGUUUCAUUAAAGUGCAACCUCCAUUUCAUAUGAUUUUUUUCUUGAUUUGGUGUGUUACUGUGAUUGUAACUUAACAUGAAUAUUUGAUUUUAUCAUAAAAUUUGUUCCUGUAAAUUCAUACAUGUAAGGAAGAAUAAAUUUUACAAGUUAUUGCAAGGGAUCCUCUUAGCUUCUU
Messenger RNA from Raphanus sativus (radish), 1782 nucleotides. RefSeq names its product F-box/LRR-repeat protein At1g48400. The transcript is spliced from 3 exons. Bases 177 to 1640 code for a protein of 487 amino acids. Lineage: Eukaryota; Viridiplantae; Streptophyta; Magnoliopsida; Brassicales; Brassicaceae. The record is from RefSeq and is a predicted model, not a curated record. Gene Ontology annotation, molecular function: protein binding.